Messenger RNA from Penaeus chinensis, 2749 nucleotides. Its product is annotated as fibrinogen C domain-containing protein 1-like. Bases 279 to 2330 code for a protein of 683 amino acids. The transcript is spliced from 13 exons. The record is from RefSeq and is a predicted model, not a curated record. NCBI's taxonomy places the organism in Eukaryota, Metazoa, Arthropoda, Malacostraca, Decapoda, Penaeidae.
UCGAAGCAGCAACACACACAAACACACGCACACGCAGUCCCCAGCGUCCGCUCCUGGGCCCACACCUUCACCGCACGUCGUGCUGUGGACACCCGUCGCCAGCCAUGUACGGAACCCUCGCUCGGACGCCCUAUUACGAUUCGUUCAUUAAGUGUAAAGGCGACGCAAGGCAGCACUCGGGGACAGCGGGGUGCCAGGACGUGAGCGCGAGAGCCGUGGUGGCACAAGGCAACCCAGACGAAUCGUGAACUUCGCGGCAUCAGUGUGAAUCACUCGCCAUGGGGGCGUGGGCGGCCUGGGCGGUAUUACUCAUGCUAGCUGGGCUCGUGGGCGGCCAGGGCAGGGAUACACGCCCACUCAUCAGACCUCCUCCGGAGGUCGUGGGGCCAGAGGGCAUGGAGGAGGACAUCCCGGACGAGGCCUUCUUCGUCGACACCGUCAGGAGAAACGAGCUGAGUGAAAGUGAGACUCCUGCCGUAGACGAGAGGAGAGGAGGCGGCGGCGGCGGCGGAGGAGGAGGUGGAGGAGGACGAGGAGGAGGAAGAGGAGGAGGGAGAGGUGGUGGCAGAGGUGACAGAGAAAGAGGAGGGGGCAGAGGAGGAGGCGAUCGAGGAGGGGGCAGAGGAGGAGGCGACCGAGGUGGGGGCGAUAGAGGGGACGGUGAAGGAGUGAGAGAGAGUGCCGGAGAGGAGAGGGUCUUCGGUGGCGGCGCAGGAGGCGACACUGGAGGCGGCGUAGGAAACGGUGCAGGAGGCGGCGGGGGAUAUGGCACUGUGGGGGGGUUUGGCGGCGGAGGAUAUGGCCCUGUCGGGGGGUUCAGUGGCGGAGUAUUCGGCGGGGGAGACAUAUCUGACGCCGAAAUCUCCCGGCGCCAAAUGGACACCAUCAUCCUCCUUCUGCAGCGCCUCAGUGACAGGCAAGCCACCUUCGAGACCCUCCAAGGCCAGCGAUCAGAGCGGAUUGACAGCAUCAACUACAGACUAACCCGCAUGGAGCUGCUGGCGGAGGAGCGGAAGGGCGUGCUCAACGAGAUCAGCAACGCCAUCCAGCACCGAAUGGAGACCACCGACAACGAGAUGGACCGCAUCACCGGCCUCAUGGACAACGUCAAGGACAGCAUCUCCGCCCUCACUCAGCGCCACGUCGAUCUCCGCGGCCUCAUCACGGACCUCCCAAGAGCAGUAGAUACGGGCGAGAACAACGACCAGAAGCUACAGGCGGUGGCGGCCUCCGUGUUCAGCGUUCACUCGGUCGCCCAGGCCAUUCAGCAUGAGCUCGGGGAGGUCGGACUCAACCUGACGCGGCUCAUGAACACCACUGGAACGCUCGACCACAUCCAGAACAACAUGGUGUCGAAGCAGCACCUUCUCCAGAGCCUCAACGAGCUCAAGUCCAGCCAGACGGUGGCCACGGCGUCCAUUAUGCCCCGGAUGAUGAGCACGAGGGGGAGGGGAGGCGGCAAAGUUGAACAGGAGCCCGAGGACUGCUGGCAGCUUCUCCGCCAAGGCAAGAAAAAGUCGGGCGUCUACCGCAUCCAGCCGCAGUACUCCAGUGUUCCCUUCUUCGUCUACUGCGACAUGGAAACCGAAGGCGGUGGUUGGACGGUGAUUCAGCGACGCGAGGACGGCACAGUGGACUUCCUCCGCGAAUGGAACGAGUACAAGCACGGUUUCGGUAACCUGGCGGGCGAGUUCUGGCUGGGGAACGAGAAGAUCUACCUCCUCACGAGCCAGCACGUUUCGAAGCUUCGGAUUGACCUGUCUGAUUUCGACCAGCAAAACGGUUUUGCAGUGUAUUCCGCGUUCGCUAUAGGGUCUGAGCUGGAAGGUUACUCGCUCAAAAUGUUGGGCGAAUACAGGGGAGACGCAGGCGACUCUCUGCGUUACCACGUGGGUCGGCGCUUCAGCACCAUCGACGUGGAUAACGACGCCUGGCCCGAGCGGAACUGCGCCCGAGACCACAUGGGCGCCUGGUGGUACAGGGCCUGCGACACAAGACAAUUAUCCACGCCAACAUUCUCCAACAGCAACCUCAACGGCCGCUACUUGCACGGGCCGGUCCCCCCCGACCACCAAUACACCGGCCUCUACUGGUACGACUUCCGCGGGCCGCGCUACUCCCUGUGGCGCUCCCGCAUGAUGGUCCGCCGGGGGGGCAGUGUCGGCCGCCCGAUCUUCAAGGGCAUCGAUGAAAUUAAGACCUCUACCACCACUGUCCGGCCCGAGGAACCUCCCCCAGCGGAAGACGACGAGAUCCACUCCGACCCAGAACCCUACGACCCUUACUCCACCUACAACGGAUACGAUCCCUAUGCAAUCUAUGACGGUUAAGAUCGUUCCUCCACACGCUCCACUUCUACUGACGUCGCCGAUCCACACGGUUGCAUGACCACUUCGACUUCAACGAGUUACCCCUCCAGUGCUGAUCUCCACAGACUUCAUGUGAUCAGUAAUGAAGGAAACUUCCUCAAUGGACAAACUCAAGAGGGACAAGUUUGAGCACUCUGGAUGAGAUAAUCUGUAGCUAGGACGGAACUCUUCUCACGGAACUUUUCUAGAACCAUUCUCUUCUUGAAAAUAAACCCUGGAUUUCUUUACCUCAUAUCAAAAUGAAAGGUACUUUUCCUUAUUAUUCCCAACUUCAAGAAAAAUGACUAAUGUAAAAUAUAUGUUGGCCAACUUACAUAUUAGCAUACUUUUGUGGCAAUAUAAUGUAAUGCCUUUAAAUAAUAAUAAAAAAGAAAUCAUAA